AGAUUACAUAACCAUGGCAUCCCUUACUUCUGUUGUGAAGGCUGCUGAUUUUAUAUUAUCUAGACCAACUUUGUCUAAGAUCGUAAACCCUGUAGCCAAGGCUUUUGUUGCCUAUGCUGGCUACAGAGAAAUGGGUUUGAAGUUUGAUGACUUGAUAUCCGAAGAGUCUCCUAUUGGACAAAAGGCUAUCUCUAGAUUGCCAGAAGGUGAAAUUUAUGCUAGAAAUUACAGAUUCAUCACUGCUCACCAAUGUGCAUUGUCCCAUCAGUUAUUACCUGCAAACAAGGCCGUCAAGCCAGAAGAGGACACCCACUACUUAAUCCCUUACAUUUUGGAGGCAGAGAAGGAAGCAUUUGAAAAGGUCGAAUUGGAUAACAUCCAAGUUUAAGUAGAGAAGUAUCGAUAUCUGCAAGGAGCUAGUUGGCGAAAGUGAACUCCUAGAUUGUGUAAAUCUGCAUUAAAGUGUUGGCAAAUAUUAUAUAUUGGAAGACCAAUUGUAGCGACACCUCCAGCAUUCACUUCAUUCUACAAAUUGACAAGCGGAAGAAACAUCCUUAUAUAUUUAUAUUAAAUGAUUAUUCAGCGUCUAGAUUAUCACAAAACAUGUAGGAACUGCAAAU
Scheffersomyces stipitis CBS 6054 is the source of this 620-nucleotide messenger RNA. It is a transcript of the gene QCR7, whose product is annotated as ubiquinol--cytochrome-c reductase subunit 7. Bases 14 to 388 code for a protein of 124 amino acids. The transcript has 2 exons. Lineage: Eukaryota; Fungi; Ascomycota; Pichiomycetes; Serinales; Debaryomycetaceae. The record is from RefSeq and is a predicted model, not a curated record. Gene Ontology annotation, biological process: mitochondrial electron transport, ubiquinol to cytochrome c.